Molecule: messenger RNA, 1558 nt
Organism: Thamnophis elegans (Western terrestrial garter snake)
Lineage: Eukaryota; Metazoa; Chordata; Lepidosauria; Squamata; Natricidae
Gene: ANKRD60
Product: ankyrin repeat domain 60
Exons: 4
Coding region: 228-1046 (272 amino acids)
Molecular function (GO): protein binding
Source: RefSeq, a predicted model, not a curated record
GAGCUUGAUUCUUUGGGGACUCAUAUGUUUGUUUUACCUAUGCUUGCUGCCCUCAGGUGGCACUUUUCACAUGUGUGUCCUAGCAGCAUCAUGACAUCACAUUGGCUACGUCCUAGUGACUUGCCUAUCAGGCAUUGUUCUUCUGUCAUGACAUCAUUGAUUCAGGUGUGGAAAGUGUCUGGGGAUUCUUGGGUGGAAAGACUCCAGCCCGCCACUUUGUUCGUAGAAUGCAAAGCAAAAGAAGACAGACACCUGCCACAUAUCCCCAAACCAGAACUGGAACGAGUUCACGUAACUUAUGGCAGCGGCAGUUGCGUUUAGGAGAGCUUUCCUCUCCGCAGUUACGGCUUUUCAAUAUCAAGCUACAUAUAAUUGAAUCCGAAGAAAUAUUUUUCUUACCCGAAUGUCAUCGGGACUUAACUAUCGGUAAAUUGAAGAAUCGACUGGAGCUUUUUGUUGGGAUCCCAGUGAAUUUCCAGCGAAUUCAGUAUCUGGAUGAAGUAGAUCUUGCGGAUGAUUCUACGUUGAGGAAACAUGAAAUCGUCCCUGGAGGAACUCUCACUAUGCGAACUUGGCCAGAAGAUUCUUGGGGACCAUUGGUGGCUGCAGCUGCAAGUGGAAAGGUCAAGAAGUUGCAAAGCACAGGCGUUACAGAGACCUCCAUGUUCAGCACUGCAAAUUCGAGGCUAAUGACGGAAGAAAAGAGGAGCGACUGGUUGGCGCAUCGAGCAUUCGUGGCUUUAUUUAUUUCUGCCCACAGAGGCCACACGAGGGCCGUGGAAUUUUUGCUCCAAAAUGGUGCUGACGUGAAACUUAAAACCCCUCUGGGUAGAACAGCCCUCCACGUUGCGGUCACUUCGGGCCAGGUUGACUGUAUCCGUAUCCUCCUUGACUCUGGAGCCAGGCUCAGUGAUGAGGACAAUGAAGGACACAACGCUGUACAGCUGGCCCGGCUGUGGAAACAGAAAGAGUGUGAGAGGAGGCUUUUUCGGCACAGGUGGCUGAUCCGAGCAGGUCGAAGCAGCCAACUCCAAAACAGCAAAUAGAAACUGGAAGUCAAAGCGGAUUUUUAAAAAAAAAAAUUGAUGGAGGGAUUUAAGAACAUUUUCCACAUGAACUUUUCCUCAGGAAUAUGCACCGUAUUGAAAUGCAAGACUUCAUUUCUCCACAGAGGUUCUACCCAGCUGCAAAUGAGAUAAUUAUAGCAAUGAUAGAAAGUCUUAAAGUUCCUCUGUGGUUACUAGUUGUCCGGCAUGAUCUCCUCGUGGCUGAGCUACAGUGUUUGGGGGAAAUCUUGCUGCUUCUAUCCCGUUAUCCCAAUAACCAUCAGGCACCUAUGGAGUAGAUGAGGCUGGUAGAAAGCCCCCAAGUCAUCCAGAGAGCUUUCAUGACUGAGGUGAGCUAGAACUAAGGUUACCACAAUUUUAGAUCAAUCCCUUAACCUCCAUACCAUACUACCUCUCUUACCUCCCCUGAUGGUAUUAUAUUUAGAAGGCACCUGACUGUAUUAAACUGUGUAUAAUGUGUUGAGUCAAACUUACUCAAUUUUGUGUUCAGA